Messenger RNA from Chara braunii, 3646 nucleotides. NCBI's taxonomy places the organism in Eukaryota, Viridiplantae, Streptophyta, Charophyceae, Charales, Characeae. The record is from the annotation of a GenBank genome assembly.
CCGAAGGAGUAAGGAUACUCACUUAUAUCGUUGGUGGCGGAGUUUCGAAUGGGAGUCAUACGUACUAGUGCCCUUGGCUACCUGAGCCGAGGAUAAACUGGUCGCGUACGAGCAAGUUUAUAUACACCAAUGGAAUCCUUCGUUAAAUACGAACGGAGUUCGUAGGAGAAGGAAGCGUCGCAACGCGAAGCGUAUGGGAAAAAGUGAGCGGGAAAGGAUUCGAGGGGAGGAGGGAGUGACGCAGAAAGGUGGGUACGUCAAACCAGUAGGGAUUAUAUGUGAGGGAUUCACGGAGGAGAAGCUCGAUAUCGUCAACACACUCGCAAAACUGGAUAAAAGGGGUGUGCGUAAGUUUAUACUGACAUCCAUCGGGGGUAACUGCUGGCUAGAUGGGUGGAAGAAGAUUAGGAAGGCCUUUGGAACGUCAACCGUCACAUGCGAAAGUGGGACGAUGACGCUGGCAAAAUGUGAGCAGUAUUUGGAGCAGGGUGGAUGUGUGACGGUGAGAUAUCUGCGACGAUGGCAUAGUCGGAGUAAGAUUCGGAAGCAUGAGUUGAUCAAAACAUUGCGUGAUCCCAGGCGGAUUAGUGACUUGAAGCACCGAGACACAGAGGAGUUGUUCCGUUUGUAUCGAGCGGCUAAAGAGUUUCAGAAGAAGUUCACAAGAUCGUAUCUGAGAAGAGUAAUCGGAAGGGUUAUCAAGGAUGUUUCGGGUUGGAUCAUGGGGGUAAACAUUAAUGUUAAACUGAAGUUUGACGAUCGUGUGAAGUUGGUGGAGGUUCGAAAGUUGGUCAACGAUAAGAUUGGGGAACAAGCGCUGCCAUCAUGCAUGAUGAAGAGAGCACGUAGCAAGUCAGUGACGGACCUGGUACCAAGAAUCGAGAAGAUCAACAAGCAGAUCCAACGAUUUCCAAGGCAGGAUCUGCAAAUAUCCACGAUGUCAUAUGACAUCAAGGAUAUGUUUAGCAAGCUACCACACAUGGACAUCAUGGAAGCAGUUGAUUGGAUCGUCGAUCAUUUUCAGAGUAGAGGAAAGAAGUCAGUAGGAGUGAACACUAGAGGACGCGGGAGCUCUUUCGGGCGUACCACUGGAGCUGAUCACUGGAGGAAAAUCGAGCUGGAGGAAUUGAGGCGUUUUGUAGGUUUGGAUCUUCAGCACACCUAUAUCAAGGCGACUGGCGUGCUCUUGAAACAGGUGGCUGGAAUUCCCAUGGGGAAAAGUACCAGCCCACCGCUGGCGUGCAUCAUGUGUGCACACGCUGAGUUCAAAUUUCUCUGUGAACAAAGGAGUCAGCGGGCCAACAUCUUCGGGAUCCGGCUGAUUGACGACGUGAGUGUCGUUAUUGCAUCCAAGAAGAAGGACAGGAGGAUUAGUGAGCAGAUUCGUGCAGAUUUCGAAAAAUGCUACCCAAGGAACCUUACGCUGAAGCGCACGGAUGGAGGGAAAAAGAACUGGGAUUUUCUCGGAUUGGAAAUGCGGCAACAGGACGUGACGCCAUUCCUCUCCUAUGUACAGCUCUCGAAGAACGAAAAGACAGUAUGGACGGAAGAAAGAUUGGAAUUCAAAAUCGGACAGGAAUACCACUCGUGGGGGAGUAAACGGCAGAAAAGUGCAGUGAUCCCAAGUCGACUGCAUAGAAUUGAGAGGAACACGAUUGUGCGCAACGAGUUACCAGACAAAGUGUUGACGCUGUCCAGGGAACUGAGGAUGAUGGAUUUCCCUCAGGAGUUUUUCCUGCAUGUUCUGAAAAUUCCUCUCAGACGUCGAGUGAUCCUUCAGCAGCGAGCAGAAUCAGCAGCAGCAUCACAUCAGGCGUUUAUCGAAUCUGAGAAUAACCGGCUGGAGAAGGAAGCAGUUCAAUUCUGGGCAAAGGAGAUUGUGGUCAAGAUAGAGUACAAGUACUGUCCCAAUUUGACUAUCAUCGACACGCCAGGGUUGAUUGCGGCUGCGCCAGGGCGGAAGAAUCAGCAAUUGCAGGCUCAGGCCCGUGCGGUGGAGGCCCUCGUUAGGGCCAAAAUGCAGCAGAGGGAGUUCAUCAUCUUAUGCUUGGAGGAUUGCAGCGAUUGGAGCAAUUCUACCACUCGUCGAGUCGUUAUGAUGAUGGAUCCGGAAUUGUCGCGGACGGUCAUUGUCUCAACGAAGCUGGACACGAAGAUUCCUCAGUUCGGAAGGGCGGCGGAUGUGGAGCUAUUUCUGAGGCCACCACCUCGGCUUCUGGAUGGGAACAUUCUUGGAGAGACGCCAUUUUUCACGUCAGUGCCAUCAGGGAGGGUUGGCAUGGGAAGGGAUGCUGUGUAUAGGUCUAAUGACCAUUUCCGUGAGGCCGUUGCGCUAAGAGAGGCCUUAGAUGUCCAGCUCUUGGAGGAGAAAUUGGACCGGGCGUUGACGAAGGAAGAGCGUGUGCGCGUAGGGGUCAGCAGACUAAGACUUUUCCUUGAGCAGUUGCUCCAGAGAAGGUACAUGGAGAGUGUACCACUAAUCGUUCCAUUGCUAGAUAGAGAAUACCGAAUUGCACAAGCGAGAUUGAGUGCGGUUGUGCAGGAGCUGAGGUCCAGCAAUUUGGACGAGUCCAAGCUGAAGGAGAGGGGGAGGAUGUUCCGUGAUGCCUUUCUGGCCAAGCUUUCGCUUUUGCUCAGAGGAACAGUCGCUGCUCCCCCAGAAAAGUUUGGUGAGACUCUUCAGGAUGAACGUGUUCAUGGCGGCGCUUUUCUUGGGAAUGAUGGCAAUCAGCUUCCUCAGAAACAAAUGCCGGUUUCUGGGGUAUCGGACAAAUCGGAAAUGAUGUGGCUGCUGCAGAAUGCGAACAUGAGACUCUAUGGUGGUGCUCAGUACCACCGGGCAAUGGGAGAGUUUCGACAAGUGGUGGGUGCCAUGAGGUGUCCGUCCGUGAAUAGAGAAGAGAUUGUGAAUGCCUGUGGUGUAGAGGACAUACAUGACGGAACAAACUACUUCAGGACAGCUUGUGUUAUUGCUGUUGCGAAGGCAAGGGACGUGUUCGAGCCAUUCUUGUACCAGCUUGGUUUUCGUUUGUCUCACAUACUGCGGCGCCUGCUACCAAUUGCUAUGUACCUUCUUCAGAGGGAUGGCGAAUACUUGAUGGGACAUGACAUGUUCCUGAAGCGAGUUGCGUCGUCAUUCAACUCUUUUGUGGAGGGAUCUGAGAAAAGCUGUCGAGACAAGUGUAUGGAAGAUCUCAUGAGCACAACGAGAUAUGUCUCAUGGUCUCUGCAUAACAGGGAUAUCGUCCAAGGCCUCGUAUCUCAAAUCUUCGAGGGUAUUCGGGACCAUUUUGUUGCAUCUGCUGAGCUCAAGUUCAACUGCUUUUUCCUGAUGCCGAUGGUCGACAAGUUCCCUGCAAUGUUGAGAGAGACCUUGGAGAGCGCAUAUGAGGACGAUCUGGACAACGUGUUUGAUGUGGCGGAAGCACGGCGCACUCUGGAGGCGCAGCGGGCCAACCUUGAGCUUGAGCUCCGCAGGGUUGAGCGGUUGCAGGAGAAGUUCGCUAAUAUUCAUCACCAUCUUAGCAGCAUGCAGCCUAUUCCGCCUCCAAACAAGGAGAUUCCACGGGAAAAGAUUGUGGGACAUGCGUAAUUGUCUACGUUGGUAGGUUUAUUUAUUUGUUAAGGAUAAGGAUGUCCAGAGCUA